Molecule: messenger RNA, 2550 nt
Organism: Brassica napus (rape)
Lineage: Eukaryota; Viridiplantae; Streptophyta; Magnoliopsida; Brassicales; Brassicaceae
Exons: 6
Coding region: 1-2550 (849 amino acids)
Biological process (GO): proteolysis
Molecular function (GO): cysteine-type peptidase activity
Source: RefSeq, a predicted model, not a curated record
AUGGCUGAGUUAUGUUUUGUGGCUUAUGGAUGUUUCCGAAGAUCUAGCAAGGGAUUACCCUCCAAGACUUACCCUGAAGCGGCUUCUAUUUUUGAAAACAAAAGCAUUAAUACGAAUAGCCAUUUUUCUGAGAUCCCUCGACUUAGACAAGCAAUUGGAAUAGAUGUGUGGGAUAAUCUGAAGACGUAUCCUGUUGGAUUGAUUGCUAAACUGGCUGAGAGCAAAUUGGUGUGGUCUGGUAAGACUGUACAUUAUCUACUUUGUAGACAGCUGCGAGUCUAUAAGAAGGAGAUUUGGUCUCUCAUUGUUGAUCAACCUCUCAGGUUUAGCUUAAUAGAAUUUGGUGAGAUCACGGGUUUAAACACAAAUCCACUGCCAGAAGAAAGUUUUGAACCUGAUCCAGAGAAUUACAAAGUGUUGUGGGAGUUGUUGAAAGUGCCGCUUGGGUACGGACCCAAGUUUGAUGAACUUAUAGAAGCUUUAACGGAGUGUCCAUUCUGGAGUGCUGAUCAGCGAAAAUGUGCAAAAAGAGUAUUCGAUGAUGACGCCCUGAUGACUUAUCCUUGGGGUCGGACUGCCUAUGAAUUUCUUGUUGAUUCUAUCAAGUUGUUGCAUCCACAAGGAGGGUCGUACACCCUUAGCGGCUUCAAGGACGUGGUAUUGGUUUGGGCGUAUGAAUCUGUCACAGUGUUCGGAGAGCUUUAUGGCAGAAAAGUGAAUCCAGACGAAAUUCCGCUUUUGCGAUGGGGUGGAAGUCGUACUCGUGCAAGUCUUGCUACUACAAUAGCUAAGGAGAUGAAUGAUCAUGGAACGGUGCGUGUGAGGAAAAUGGUGAUGAAGGAGGGUCUAGAAGAGCUGUUUCCUCAGUGGAAGGAUGAAGCAGAUGACCCACAACUUGAUAACCUAAUUAAAGAUAUACAUGCAGAUAGGUUUGUUAGAGAUUUUUAUGUGCAAUCGAAUGAGAAGAACAAAAAAACGAAGGCUGGAGUUUCGUCAGAGGCUGAGCCACCCUCAAAGAAGCAGAAGAAAGGUAAGAAACAGAAGGAGGUGAAAAUCAAUGAGGGUGAAACUGCUGUUGUAGAGGAGAAGGAGAGUGCAAAGGAGAAGGGUCGUAGCGAAGCGGUUCUGCUGAACAUAGUUGCUCAUCUCGAGAAGUUGGACCGAAAAUUUGACUCGAGAUUAACAGAAUACGACACCAAGUUUGGAUUUUUUUCCCAAGGCCUUUUGGAUACCAUUGGAGAUACAGUGAAAACUACAGUUGAAGAGCGUCUGAGAGUUUUGGGGGUGUCCAAUAGUAGUCAACCUGAAGGUCAACACGUGAUGGUCUCAGAAGACAACCAACAGCCGGAGUCCAAUAGUGGUCAACCUGAUGGUCAAAACGUGAUGGUCUCAGAAGACAACCGACAGCCGGACUCCAAUAGUGGUCAACCUGCAUCUAAGACCCCUAUUGAUAAACAGUCCGAAGACAGCCAACCGCAAAAGACCCCUGAUAAAGGCCAAUCUGAGAAGAAUCUGGCAGAUGAUAUUGCUAAAGCUGAUGCGAAAGGUAUGGGAGCAAAGCUGAAUUCGAAGGUUGUCAGGGAUAAGGCUGCUGGGGUGAAAAAGAACUUGGAUUCGGCGUUUGGUAAUGCCGAUGCAACAAAUGCUGAUUUGGUCUCUGAUUCUCCUGGUAAGGAACCACCAUUCGGACGCGGUUGCAGGGGCUUAGGGAAAAGAAAUAACUUAGCGGCUGAUUUGGAGAGGAAUGAAGCUGAGUUAAAGAAGAAGCAGAAGGAAAUUCCACAUGGAGAAGCUCACGAGGAUAUUGAGUUCUACAGAAUUCUCAUCACUCCAAGACCUUGGCCCAUCAAAGAAUAUGGAUGGCUGGUUCAAAAUCAUAUUGCUUCGUAUAUUAGAGUCCUCAUUCAAAGGUCCAAACAAGAUCCCAGCCUAUUCUGGUCCAAGCGCGUUGCCUUUAUAGACUCUUGGUUCCUUGAAUCAUGGGUUCACGAUUAUAAGGAGUUCGAAGUCAAACCGGAAAUGGUCAAAUUCAAAGGAAGUGGUUACGAGGGGUUAGCAAACGGUUUGAUCCCCACAGACAUUCAGACAAAGUUGCGGUGGUUUACAGAUGUAGAUCACUUGUACGGAGUGCUUAAUACUGGCGGCAAUCAUUGGGUGGGUUUUCACGCGGAUCUGCAUAAAGAGAAGGUUGAUUGCUAUGAUUCAAUCGUUGGAGAGCAAACACUCGAAAGUGAUCUGAGAAUGCUAAAUUUCUUUGGGCCGCUUACUCGUAUGAUCCCUGCGAUUCUGAAUGCCCUUAUUCCUGAUGAUAUCCGAGUCCCUACCAAGAAAGAGUUUGUAUUCAGACGAAGAACAAAACGUAUUGUUCCACAAAACAACCUGAGAGGCGACUGUGGAGUGUAUUCAUUGAAGUUCGUCGAGUGUCUAGCGCUUGGUGUAGCUUUUGAUGGGAUAUUGGAUGAAAAUAUUCAAGGUCUGAGAAUGAAGAUGGCAGCAGAUGUCUUCAAUGAAGGAAGUUGUAGUUUGGUAGGGUCGUUUGGCGAUGAAUGA